AUGAGAUCCCCGCACCGGCCCUCAACAUUUCGUCGCUUCAUUGUGGCGGCUCUCUUGUUGACGCUGACCAUCGAGCUCCUGCCAGAAUCGAUUACGAGAGCAUUCUGGGUUGGGCACUUGACUGGCGCAACAUCAUGGGGACGAAAGCAUGACAUCAACAAGCACCCCAUCGACGCUCAGAUCCAGACCGCUGAGAACGAAUCCGCAGCCAAGCUGUCCAAGUCGACGCGAACACUCGCAGCCGCCGCCGCCGCCUACCGAAAGCGCCGAGGCCGACACCCCCCACCAGGGUUCGACAAAUGGUACGAGUUUGCCACGGAACGAGACGCCAUCAUCGUCGAGGAUUUCUGGGACCAGAUAUAUCAGGACCUAGAACCGUUUUGGGGCGUCCAGCCCGCCAAGAUCCGCAAGGAUGCGCGCGACUUUGACAUGCGAAUUCAGAUUCGCAAUGGCAAGGCGUCGACAAGUAGCGACUGGUUCUGGACCCAGAUUUGGCUCGAUAUGAUUCAGACCAUUGAGCACCUGCUACCGGAUAUGGAUCUUGCUUUGAACCCUAUGGACGAGCCACGUGUGAUGGUGCCAUGGGAGGAAAUAGAUGUACAUAUGAAGAAGGCGGCUAAGACGAGGAGGAUCGUUGAUGUUGAGAGCGUGGUAUCUAGCUUCAGUACACUACCAUUAAGCGAGGAAGCACCCCAGGAUCACAGCGAUAUACCACCUGUGCAGUGGGAGCAUGAUAAGCACUACUGGCUAAUCGCGCGCCGCGGGUGCCCGCCUAAUAGCCCGGCCCGCCAGGCUCAAGUUAUUACUGACUUCGAUAAGCCGCCUUAUAUCGCCAGCCCCUUUAGCCUAAGCCUUACGCACAUGGAAGACGGCUAUGUCGCCAACUACACACUCAGCACCGACUUUUGCCACCAGCCAGACCUGCAAGCGCUCGAAGGCUUCUUCGUCGAGCCCAUCAGUGUCUCGGCAACCAAGUCACUAAUCCCCGUCUUCGGCGGCUCGAAGCUCUCCCGCAACAACGACAUCCUCCUCCCAGCGCCCAUAUACUGGAGCGAAGAAGAGCGCUUCUUCGGCGCCGAAGGCGCCUCCAUUCCCUGGGCCUCCAAACACAAGCACCCGUCAGCCAUCUGGCGCGGCGUGGCCACGGGCGGCCGCAACCGCGAGACCAACUGGCGCGCCUUCCAGCGCCACCGCUUCGUCGCCAUGAACAACGCUACCAUCCUCGCCGCCCAAGAAGCCAAACCCCCGCCGCCCAACUUCGCCCUCCCAGACAGACGCUACGCCCUCCCCACCGACGACCUCGCCGGCUGGAUUGCCGACGCCACCGACGUCGCCUUCACGGAACUGGCCUGCUCCCACGAGGGUUUCUCCCCCUCGUGCAACUACACGGCGCUGUACUUUUCCCCGGCGCAGGGCGUGCCGAUGGCCGCGCAGUUUCAGCACAAGUACCUGCCCGACAUUGACGGCAACUCGUUUAGCGGGCGAUACCUUGGUUUUCUAAGAUCGACCAGCGUGCCGGUCAAGGCCACGCUGUUCCGGGAAUGGCAUGAUGCGAGGCUGGUCGCUUGGAAGCACUUCGUGCCGAUGGAUACACGGUUUGGGGACUGGUGGGGUAUUCUGGGGUAUUUUCUCGGCGGGGAGGGGAGGGAUAGGAUAGGCGAGGGAAUUGCGUUGGCGGGGAGGGAGUGGGCGGGACGGGUGCUGAGGAAGGAGGAUAUGGCUAUUUAUGUGCUGAGGUUGUUGUUGGAGUAUGGAAGGGUUAUCGAUGAAAGGAGGGAGGUGUUGGGGUGGGUGGGGGAUCUGAGGUAG
Messenger RNA from Parathielavia appendiculata, 1809 nucleotides. RefSeq names its product glycosyltransferase family 90 protein. NCBI's taxonomy places the organism in Eukaryota, Fungi, Ascomycota, Sordariomycetes, Sordariales, Chaetomiaceae. The record is from RefSeq and is a predicted model, not a curated record. The coding region runs from base 1 to 1809 and encodes 602 amino acids. The transcript has 2 exons.